GGUCUUAUCGUAAUUAGCUCGUCUUACUUGGAACGAAAGGCAACUGGCAGGAUUCUAUUACCACUACGUAGCCGCGCCGCAUCAUACCCGGCAGUGAAGUUCUAAAGCAAGAUCACAUUAUAGUCUUGUAGCCACUCAUUAUCGCCCGUAGAGGUGUCGUCCACCGGUGGGCAUGUGCAAGCCGGCGAUGCGCUUCGGAGGCGCGGCCGUGGUCUUGGCGCUCGGCGUCCUAGCUCUGAUACACGGCGGCGAGGCAAGCUACCUCACUGGCACCAAGUUCCCGUUUGAGAAUUGUGUGCAAAACACGAUGUUCUCACGCUACUACGCGACUCUGUACUCCUACACUGAGAACAAGGCCAAGAAGUCGGCACAGUACUGCGUACAACUGCACUCUGCGCCCGCGGACUCGUGCACGCCCGGGAAAUACCGCUGUUGCAACACCCACAUUAACAAGCUCAAGUUCUUCCCGGCGCCCAACUGCCGCGGCUCGCUUUCAUCAGUCAGCAUCCAGAGCAAGAUGAUGAACCGCACUGGCAUUACCUCAAUCUACUGGGAGCAGCACAUGGGUUUUGACAUCGUGAAGAUCACGCCGCUCAUGCAAUGGCUGCCCAACGCCGACGCCGUGGACGGUGCGGUGGUGUGCAUCAACCUCCGGGCGCCCUGCUGGUCGCUGGCCAUGCUGUCGUACGACAAGGAGGUGCUGGAGUACGCGCUGUACGACAAAAAGGUCUCGAACUACGAGUGCUGUCCGGUUGGCAUGGUCGACGUGCCCCUCCCAAACAUGCCGCCUUGGGCUCCUGAGUACCCCGAAGCUGUCUCCAGCCCCACGCCCUCACCUUCCGGCAGCACCCCCAGCCCCGCCACAAACGACACGCCCACUCCCAGCCCGCGGCCUCCGAGCCCGCGGCCGCCCAGCCCCAAGCCCCCGAGCCCCCAGCCCCCCAGCCCCAAGCCCCCCAGCCCCAAGCCGCCCGCUCCCAGCCCGCCCAAGCGUGCUGGGCGCAAGCGCCCGCCUCCAGGCCCGGCCACCCGCCGGCACCUGAACGAGUGAAGAGGCGGCGGCCUGCCGAUGUUUGGAGUGAUGGACACGCAGAUAAGAGGUUCGGAGUAUGGGCAUGUCUGAGGUGGUCUGCAGGUGGACAUGCACGCCUUGCGUGUUUAGCCAAGGUCCGCUUAGGAGACCCAUUCAAUUAAGAACUCAAUCCCGCUGUAUUUGGCAGCUGUAUUUGGUGUGGGCAAGGCAGUGCAGCAUACAUCCUCUUCGCAGGCUGUCCUAGGCUAAGGAGUAGCAAUGACUAAAUAGCCAUAGUGAGAUGCGCUGCAGCCAUUGAUUCAUGCAGUGAUUUAUUGCUUUGGUUAAGGCUACGUUAGUGUGUUAUUAGCCCCUCAUAUAAUAGUACCGCGCCUGACGUUUAAGGCAACCAUAGAUGCCGUAGCAUCGAUACGUACGGUCGUGGCACACGAUGUGACUGGUGGGGAGCACGAGCGCUAUUGGCUUCUGGUGUACGUUGCGGCUAUAGAUACUGCGCCGCUGCUGAUCAGGCCGUUGUGAGAGGCCUAGAUAGCUCGGUUGCUGGUUGGAUAUCACGCCUUGCACCAGGUACAGUGGCUGCUUGCUUCGGGUGCAGGUGGUGAGGGACAGAGAGCGAGGGACACACGUGCUGGUUCAGCCUGGAAGUAGCUGAACACUUGCAGCCCAUCCGUACCCA
Chlamydomonas reinhardtii is the source of this 1709-nucleotide messenger RNA. RefSeq lists its product as uncharacterized. The record is from RefSeq and is a predicted model, not a curated record. Lineage: Eukaryota; Viridiplantae; Chlorophyta; Chlorophyceae; Chlamydomonadales; Chlamydomonadaceae. Bases 173 to 1051 code for a protein of 292 amino acids. The transcript is spliced from 8 exons.